AUGAACCAACUAGAAGAAUAUAAAUUCAUACCAACCCAAAUUCAAGAAGAACUGAUGAAAAAGGUAUUAGGAGAAGAAAGAUACAAUAACGAACCAGAUAAGAAAAAAUUCUUAAUUGAAAUACCAACAUUGAUGACCAAAGAACAAAUCAGAAAAUUCUGGGAUGAAGAAAUUAAUGUAGAACCCACAAUCAGGAAAAUAAGACCGACGGAAAAAACGCACUAUAAUAAAAUAAUUUCGAAACUAUUAAAAAGGGAAGAACGAACAAAAACAGAAUUGGUGAUACCAAUCUGUAAAAUAUAUAAACUAUUACCAAAAUAUCACGAACUGAUCCAAAGACUUGAUUUAAGAAUUAAUGCUAAAAUUAUCAUAGUAACGGGGGCAGUAGCCGCAGGAAAAACAACAUUCACAAAGAACCUUGAACAAUUUCUUGAAGAACGACACCAGAAAAUAAUUAGAGUAGAAGGAUUACCAGAUGAAAUAUCCGAAUCACUAGCUUUAAUGAACAAAAACAAAGAAAAAUAUGCAUUUGCACGACAAAUGUGCAUACUUCAAGAAUAUCAGAAAAAAUGGUAUCAGCUAAAACUCAUAACUGAAAUUGACAAAUCAACCUAUAUCCUCAUGGAUCGAACAUUCAUAGACACUAUUAUCUUUGAAAAUAUCUAUAUUAAAAACCUCAAAGAAAGAAAAAUUUUAGAAAACAUCCGGCAACAAUUAAAAGAAGCAUUACACUCAAAUAAUGUUGAUACAAAAUACCUUGAAGAAAUAUAUUCCUCUUAUGAAAAAAAUAUUUUAAAAGCAUACCCAACUCACAUUGAAAUUAAUAAUAACCACGAAAAUCUAAAUGAUAUGAUCAGAACUAUAAUUUCAGAGGAGAAAAAGGAAAGUUCCAAAGAGGAAGACCUUUCAGAACAAAUAACAAUAACUGAUCUAAUAGUCAAAGAUUCAAUAGACAAAGAACUAGAAAUGUUCAAUUCAGAAAUAAUCCACGAGGAAACAAUAAUUUCAGAAACAAAAGGGUAA
Ambispora leptoticha is the source of this 1023-nucleotide messenger RNA. The record is from the annotation of a GenBank genome assembly. NCBI's taxonomy places the organism in Eukaryota, Fungi, Glomeromycota, Glomeromycetes, Archaeosporales, Ambisporaceae.